Phyllostomus hastatus (greater spear-nosed bat) is the source of this 1348-nucleotide messenger RNA. RefSeq names its product pyridoxal kinase-like. Gene Ontology annotation, molecular function: pyridoxal kinase activity. Gene Ontology annotation, biological process: pyridoxal 5'-phosphate salvage. The record is from RefSeq and is a predicted model, not a curated record. Gene Ontology annotation, cellular component: cytosol. The transcript has 11 exons. NCBI's taxonomy places the organism in Eukaryota, Metazoa, Chordata, Mammalia, Chiroptera, Phyllostomidae. Bases 171 to 1148 code for a protein of 325 amino acids.
GGACCCGCGGGUUCCCAGCCGCGCUGAGGUCACAGGGAGACGGCCUGGCGUCCGAGCCGAGCGCCUGCGCUAAGCGAGGCUAGAACGGAGCCAGAGCUCUAGCGGAUCCCGAGCCCAGCGAGCAGGGAGACGCCGAGGCGCACGGCCUCACGUCGCCCUGCCAGGCCGGCAUGGAGGAGUGCCGGGUGCUCUCCAUCCAGAGCCACGUCGUCCGCGGCUACGUGGGCAACCGGGCGGCCACGUUCCCGCUGCAGGUGCUGGGGUUUGAGAUCGAUGCUGUGAACUCCGUCCAGUUUUCAAACCACACAGGCUACGCCCACUGGAAGGGCCAAGUGCUGAACGCGGAUGAGCUCCACGAGGUGUACAAAGGUCUGAAGCUGAACAACGUGAAUAAAUAUGACUACGUGCUCACGGGGUACACAAGGGACAAGUCCUUCCUGGCCAUGGUGGUGGACAUCGUGCGGGAGCUGAAGCAGGAGAACGCUCAGCUUGUGUACGUGUGUGACCCGGUGAUGGGGGACAAGUGGGACGGUGAAGGCUCUAUGUACGUUCCAGAGGACCUCCUGCCCGUGUACAAAGAGAAGGUCGUGCCCGUUGCAGACAUUAUAACCCCUAACCAGUUUGAGGCCGAGUUACUGAGCGGCAGGAAGAUCCACAGCCAGGAUGAAGCCUUAGCGGUGACUCAGGAGUGGCCGACGCACUCCCUGUGCCCGGCAGGUGAUGGGACGUGCUGCACUCCAUGGGCCCCGACACAGUGGUCAUCACCAGCUCCGACCUGCCCUCCCCAGCGGGGCAGCGACUACCUGAUCGUCCUGGGGAGCCAGAGGACCCGGCACCCCGACGGCUCUGUGGUGACCGAGCGCAUCCGCAUGGACAUUCGGAAGGUAGACGCCGUCUUCGUGGGCACCGGGGACCUCUUUGCUGCCAUGCUCCUGGCAUGGACACACAAGCACCCCAACAACCUCAAGGUGGCCUGUGAGAAGACGGUGUCGGCCAUGCACCACGUGCUGCAGCGGACCAUCAAGUGUGCGCAAGCCCAGGCCGGGGACAGACAGAAGCCCAGCCCGGCCCAGCUGGAGCUGAGGAUGGUCCAGAGCAAAAGGGACAUCGAGAACCCGGAGAUCGUCGUCCAGGCCACGGUGCUGUGAGGACCGCGUGCGUGCGCCCGCCUCCCGGCGCGCAGCGUGUCGGCGUGUCCCACUUCGUCCCGUGAGAGAUGUGACGUCUGCCUUAGAGCCGUGACCGAGACUUGACGUGUCUUUUCUUUCGUGUCUGUCCAGCAUCCGCUGGUGUUCAUCGUGAAAUCGUGCCAGUCGUGCUUUUUAAAAAUAACAAAGUGAUCACAGAA